CAGUCGGCAGAGCCCACAGACUAGAAGAUGACUGUGCUCGUAGUGUUGCUGGCGCUGGUUGGGAUUGCACAGGGCCUCCCUCAGUGCAGAGAUGAGGAUAACAAUCCAGUCGACUGGUAUGUGCUUUAUAAACUGCCUCGCAACAAGGAAAGCAGUAGCACCCUGAUUCAAAAUGGAGUAGCCUAUGCAUAUAUCACAUCUGACAGUGUAUCCAGAGGAUGGAUCUUAUCAAAUUCCUCCAUUAAUGAUACUAAGUCAAUGCCUGGCAACACUCUCGAACUUCUGUACAACUCUUCAGAUGUUUUUAAAGCAAAUUCCCUGCUGUGGGCCUUGUACAAUGAUCAAGUUCCAGGUAAGACAUACAGCUCUGAUCAAGGCCACACUAAAGGUGUUGUUAUAUCUGAGACUGAUGGAGGCUUCUGGUUGGUGCACAGUGUUCCAUACUUCCCUCCUAUCCCAGGAAAUGUGACAACUUCUGGCACUGAUUCUGACAGUGGAGGUUACAGCUAUCCUUCUACAGGACUUCGUUAUGGACAAAGUUUCCUCUGCAUUAGCCUGAGUGCCAGUCAGUUGGAUCUUGUAGGUACUCAGCUAACAUACAAUCAACCAUGGAUAUAUAGUUAUAAUGUACCUGAAGAUCUGGAGAGGCAUCUUCCUCACCUUGCAGCAGCUGCUAGAAGCGUGCGAGUUCGUGUUGCCCCUUGGCACCAUCUGCAGGAGAUAACUUCACUAGCAGGACAAGCAUUUUACUCUUUUGCAAAAGCAGUAAAAUUUAACAAAGAACUGUAUUUUGACUGGGUAGCACCAGCAUUACAGACUGAUCUCCUAGUUGAGACUUGGCGCAAUGGCAAAGGCAAAUUGCCAUCCAGCUGCAAUAGUACUUUUACUGUUCAAGACAUUUCGUCAGUCACUGUAGAUGCUGCAAAUAUUCGCUUCAAAUCAACUGAAGAUCACUCUAAGUGGGCAGCAGCAUAUGAAGAUGAUAACACAGAAAAUGACUGGGUUUGUAUAGGUGACAUCAACAGAAUGGAAAGCCAAGAGAGAAGAGGUGGUGGUACUGUCUGCAUAAAUCAUCCAAAACUUUGGCAGAAAUACUGGAACAUUGUUAGUAGUAUUGAUCCUUGUCCAGCCAAUCAGUGACAAUAAAUAUGCAGUUCAGUUUUUCCUUACAUAUAUCAUGUGGGAUUUCAGAAUUUACAAAUAAUAAAUGAAGCUUCAAUGUCUAUUAUUCAUUCAUAUCAAAUGACUUCACUUUAACAAAAGACAUUCUCUGAUAUAUGGAUACAUUCUCAACAUUAUGGGUAAAUUUUCGUUGUUCACUGAGCUCAAUAUGUAUUACAUGCUACAAUUAAUAUAUUGCUGGACAUUA
Molecule: messenger RNA, 1369 nt
Organism: Cryptotermes secundus
Lineage: Eukaryota; Metazoa; Arthropoda; Insecta; Blattodea; Kalotermitidae
Gene: DNaseII
Product: deoxyribonuclease-2-alpha
Exons: 7
Coding region: 28-1140 (370 amino acids)
Biological process (GO): apoptotic DNA fragmentation
Molecular function (GO): deoxyribonuclease II activity
Source: RefSeq, a predicted model, not a curated record